UCGCCAUCAACUGUUCCGUGGUGGAAUGAAUUAAAUGAAGAAAUUGAGAUUCAAGACGGGCGAGUCUGUUGCCGUGGCGUUGAGAAGAAAAUAAUUUGGAAAAGUUGAGCUGAGAUCGAGGCUGCGGCUGAUCCAUCUCCGUCCACCGGCCGGCUGGGAGAGAACGGCAAAAUUAAUUAAUAAUUAUCUGUGAUUAACUAAAUAGUUGAGUCUCAAGCUCUAAAGAUAGGUUCACUUAUCUCGGUCCCUUUUCUAGUCAUAAAUUACCAGUCGUAAUCAAUUUAGAGUAGUGUCAAUACUUGUCUCUCCAGUCAGGCAGGCCUCGCCUCAGUCAACGCAAGAUUUUAAAUUCAUCGUAUCUAUUCUCCAAAUUUGGUGGUAUAAUUUUCUAUAAAUUGUAACAAUAAUUUAACUACGGUCACAUCAUGAAGAGAAACAACGAAACAAGUGGAGAUGAUAACUCAAAUCCCUCCCCCGUCAGUAAGUUUAUGCGCCUCGACCUGGCCGCCCAGCAAUCUUCCUCGGCACUGGAAAAUCCGGAGGGUCACGGCCGCGGCAUCGUAGUGACGAGCAGUACUGAUGGGACGAGCUCCUCCUCCGACCCAUUUUGUCUGACCGAUUUGCAGGCUUCCAUCUACUCAAUCCUUCCUCCCACCCUUGCGUCCCCACCGCGCCCACCUCGUCCCAAGUCCCGGAGGGGAUGGUCGACGGACUUUGUUCAACGGUUGGAAGAUCCAGAAUCCACCUCGGACACUGCGGACAUUGCUCAAAGUUCGUCCGAUGGCAUAAGCAUCUUAUCCGGCAGUUUAGUGACCCCACCGUCAUACGUCGUCGCUCGCACGACUCGGGGAAGGAAUUUUAUGGACUCCGGAUCUCCUCUGACCGGACCUGGGGGGGCGAUGAGGGGCAGGAAGCGGGCUCGGAGUUCCUUGGCGACAGGGGAACUGGAGAGCUGGACCAACACAGUGUUGUCUUUCGGUCCGGGCGACCUGCCCAAAGAAGUUGAGGCCGCAUUGGGACCGUACUUUAGUAUGGUCGACAACUGCUCGGAGACGGAAACAGUACCAAACCUGACAAAGGAGGAGUACGUGUACCUCAGUACCAGCACCGACGCGAGUUCCAAGUCCACCACAGCGUUCUCACAUGUAGACAGGUUUACACUCAAGUCCGUCAGCCGAAAGCUCGACUUUGAUGAUAUGGAAAAUACUCCGCCGGCUCAAAAUCAGGAGAUUGAGGACGACUCUCCCCCACGAUUCAUACCUCCCCCACCACCACGUGAUCAGACGACUGAAGAUCCCGUCGGGUCCAUCCAUCUUCUGUGGGAUUCUCACCUGCAGAACAACAAUUCAGAUAAAGCAAUCCCCGUCGACAUGAACGAUUCCAUUGGCCAACCGGCCGCUGCAAGCACGCCGAUGCCCGCGUUGCAACCACCCGGAAAUAGUGGGCGCGAUGAAAACAAUUUUAUGCGACGACGCUCCGUGCUCGGUCAUCGCCAAGAUUCGCACAAGUCGCAAGCCUGGUUGGCCAGGAAGUGAUUAUCAGUUCUAGUCAGUUAAUUAAACGUGCUUAUCAUACGGAAAAUCUAUGUACAUAUAUCUGAAAAUAUCUUGUUCAACGGUAAAAUGUUUUGAUAAUGAAUCUAUUCCGUACCUAUAAUAUCAUAUCAAUAUUGAUUAUUACGCUGAGUAGAAUGGAAAUGUGUAGAAUGUUAAUUUGUAGUUUAUAUAGGAAAAACUGUCCAAAUUAUUAUCGUACAUGGUUCUGCAUUAAUAAAAAUAUGUAUAAUUUUCGAAAUAUAUUUUUCUACUCAACUUCAAACCUAGAUAAGAAAUGCAUGCAUAUUUAGAACGAUAUAAGUUCCAAUCUCGUCAGGGAUGAGCCAGUGAAAUUAUGGAAAACAGUCUCAUACAUCAUUUACGAUGUGUAGAAGUUAGCUUAGAAUGAUUAGAACACUAUUGAACA
Messenger RNA from Folsomia candida, 1962 nucleotides. RefSeq lists its product as uncharacterized. Lineage: Eukaryota; Metazoa; Arthropoda; Collembola; Entomobryomorpha; Isotomidae. Bases 426 to 1535 code for a protein of 369 amino acids. The transcript is spliced from 5 exons. The record is from RefSeq and is a predicted model, not a curated record.